GGUACGGUCGGCUAACUGAAGUGUAGAAUUAGGAGGGUCACAGCACGUGAUUUUCGCGCUAUCGAUAACGUUAGCGUGAAUGUAUCCUUGCACGAAAAAACUGGCGCGAAACCUUCAACUCGACACUAUACGCAUUGAUAACACGCAUUACCAAGCAAAAAGAGAUGGCUUCAAUAUCAGAUUAUUCCUCCAGCGACGAAGAGAUGCUAGAGCAAAACGGUUCUAGGAAGAAGAGAAGGCUAUCACCGGUCGAAAAGCCAACGCAGCAACCACUGGCCACAACCUCGCGCAUCAAAGCAAAGCAAAUUACUGCGCCAUCACGUGUCCAAGAUGGAUCUGGAGCACCAGCAGUGUCGGAAAUAUCGAACGCUUCCGAGAGAGUCAGCUUUGCUUCCCUCAAUGUUUCCCCGUGGUUGGUCGCAUCACUCGCAUCCAUGGAAAUCAAAAAGCCCACCGGAAUCCAGAAAGAGUGCAUUCCUGAGAUAUUAAAAGGAAGAGAUUGUAUUGGAGGCUCACGUACCGGUACUGGUAAAACUGUUGCCUUUUCCGUACCUAUAUUGCAGAAAUGGUCGGAAGAUCCCUGCGGUAUCUUUGCCCUCAUGAUCACUCCCACCAGAGAGCUUGCUAUUCAAAUUUUUGAACAAGUGAAAGCCAUCGGCUCACGCCAGUCCGUCAAGGUCAUCUUAAUCACAGGAGGCGCAGACCAGCGCGAGCAAGCGUUACAGCUUGCAUCGCGUCCGCACGUAGUAAUAGCAACGCCCGGGCGUCUCGCAGAGCACAUUAAAACGUCUGGAGAAGAUACGAUCUGCGGCCUUAGAAGAGUCAAGUUUGUCGUAUUCGAUGAAGCGGAUCGUCUUCUCGCUCCCGGGAAAGGAUCCAUGCUUCCAGAUCUAGAGACAUGCCUUUCGAUUCUGCCACCACCGGAGCGACGGCAAACGCUAUUGUUCACUGCAACGGUGACACCUGAGGUUCUGGCUCUGAAAGAGAAACCGCGGACACCCGGCAAGCCGCCAAUAUUCGUGUGCGAGGUUGACACCGAGACACUUGCGAUCCCGCCGAAGCUGCAGCAGUUGUACAUCAUGACUCCGGUCACACACAAAGAGUGCUACCUGCACGUACUCCUCAGCACCCCAGAGAAUGUCAAGAAAUCCGUCAUCAUCUUCUGCAACCGAACAAAAACAGCCACACUCCUAGAAUACAUGCUCCGCCUCCUUGACCACCGCGUCACAGCCCUCCACUCCGGCCUCAAACAGGCCGAACGCGUCAGCAACCUUGCCCGCUUCCGCGCCCAAGCCGCCCGCAUCCUCGUCGCCACCGACGUCGCCGCCCGCGGUCUCGACAUCCCGGAAGUCGCCCUUGUAGUGAACUUCGACGUUCCGCGCGAUCCAGAUGACUACAUCCACCGGGUCGGUCGUACCGCGCGUGCUGGCAGGGUGGGCCACAGUGUCACGCUCGUUGGUCAGCGAGAUGUCGAUUUGAUUCAUGCUAUUGAGGAGCGUGUGGGCAAGGAGCUGGAGGAGUAUGAGGAGGAGGGUGUUAGUGUUGAGGGGAGGGUUGUGAGGGAGGCCCUGAAGCCGGUUACAGAGAAGAAGAGGGAGGCGUUGUUGCAGAUUGAGGAGGGGAGGGAUGUUUUGGGGAAGCGGAAGGUGGGAAUGCAGAAGAGGCGGUUGUGAGGAUGUUUUGUGAGAUGACGGGAGGGACGCAAACUCGCCUUGCGGUAUGGCAGAUUGAACAAGGGCCGGUCAAGGUUGUACUUGCAACUACGCCACUUGAGAAUGUAUGUUGCAUGGGCUCAGCUCCAAGAGAACUCCCUGUCUAUGGGUAGGUAACAACAAUUAUGAUGAUAAUCGCAGAGC
Molecule: messenger RNA, 1856 nt
Organism: Paraphaeosphaeria sporulosa
Lineage: Eukaryota; Fungi; Ascomycota; Dothideomycetes; Pleosporales; Didymosphaeriaceae
Product: ATP-dependent RNA helicase DBP8
Exons: 3
Coding region: 165-1673 (502 amino acids)
Molecular function (GO): ATP binding; RNA helicase activity; nucleic acid binding
Source: RefSeq, a predicted model, not a curated record